AUGACUGAAGUUUUUCCGCCGAAAUUAGGCGCUACUCCGCGAGUCAUGUAAGAUUAAGACUUCGCUUGCUAUCGUACAUCGAAGAUUGUUCUCUGUUAACGCGCCUGGUAUCUUCGUGAUAAAUGUUGUAGUAAUCUGUAUAAAUGCUCGACUUUCACUGGAGCAUGUGCAUGUCGAUUUAAGUUUGAAGAAUCCCUCUACGCUGCCUAUGCGUAUAUGCAGUAUCAGAAUCAAAAUUCGUAAGCAUUCCCCACAGGAAGAAAAAUAAUAGGAUGUCUCUCUCUGCUCGAGGCCGAGAGCAUUAUUCCAUGCAGCCGCUCGAUACUGAGCGAUCUUCCACGGUGAUCUCGGCAAGGUCUGACGACUACCAUCUUAGGCUGACAAGGACCUCGAACAACCCGCAUCGCCGUCCACAUAAAAGUAGAAGCCUUGAGCGAGCAGUCAGCGAAGCCGGUUACUUCCGCGAGGAUCGCCGCAGAAGUAGGGGACGAUCUCUUUAUGGCUAAGUCAUUGGAAACAUUUAUAGUAAAUGUACUAUGGAGUGGAAAUCUAGUUUCCACCCUCUUAUGACGUAUUUUUAUUCAUUAAAGGCAGAUCAUCCGUUUCCUAUUCUAGUGGCGAGCUCUUGUUCCUGUAAUUCAUUGAGCAACUCCUUCUUGCGAGGAUUUUUGUUUUUCUUCAGAUGAAUCUUGUAGUUUGCUAUCACAUUGAUUUCGAAUUGUGCUAUUUGUGUCCCUAGGCCCCUUCCAUCUCUUCGCUUUCUAACUCCUCCCACGAGCAGACCAUCACCAUCGGAGUCGAGGAGAGCACGGAAGAUCCAGGGAUCACGAUCCUACUUCCUACGUCCGCACUGGAUCUUCUCUAAGAGAACGGGACGACCCAGCACGCGAUCGACACCAUUUGCGCCAAUAUGCGUCUGCAGCGCAUUUCCCGACUCUCUCCAUGCCUGCUCUUGCAGGUAUGCGCCCCCGGCGGAGUCUCAGUGCUGAUCAUGCAAUGCAUUUGUUAUGGUUUUGAAUAAGGUUGAUCUCGUGGCAGCUCAGUCUUAUACUUAUUUAGUGGAAGAUCCAACUCAUACCAUCUUCUUACACAUGUGGAGCUGCUCAUGGCAACAACAUCAUCUACUCUUCUCUAUCACUCCACUCUUUUACUCAUUAAUCUCAAACUUACUCCUCCUCUCCCACUCGAUUCUUCUCCUGUGCCUUUUUUUCCCUCCUCCACUUCUUCCUUCUCUACCACCCUUCACUCUAAGUUAGGUUCACUUAGAUCUCUUGUUCUCUCUCAUUUUUGGCUACCUGUGCUAAGUAUACUUAUGUCCUUCCUGUUCUGAGAGUACUACUUCGACGUUACUACAGCUGCCGCUCCUGUUCAAUGAGACAAUGCCUCACUUCUUCUUCUUCGCGGGAUAUUACCGACUGCGUACUAGGCCAACUUACAGUUUGCGGCCUCUAUUUAUUUCUGACAUUUGUUCUUAUGUUAUCUAUCUGAUUCAAAUGAACUGCUAUCCCUGCUUCUAUGACUGAGGUCUGGUCUUACUAUGAAGUUCCCCUGGUUGGUUUUUUCCUGAACACGAAUCUGUCUUCGGUUGGCACAGGCUACCUUUGGUAGUGGGAGAUAGCUGUGCAAGAGGUGCUCAUUCAGCUAUCCCUGGCCUCCUUGUGCCUCUGUGUUUUUUCAUCUUUGUUCUGCUAUUCUCUACCCCUCCCCCCUGUUUUUUCUGUUAGUACACGAUGGCUGCUUGCGGAUCAGGUACUCUAUCUAAUGUUAGAAGACCUUCACUUCUUCCAGCACUGUUCUCUUUGCCACAAGCUUAUUUAGUGGAAGCAUGCUGACUCAGCAGAUCGUUGGUUGGGAGAAAUAAGUACACGCAUCAGUUCUAAAAGAUUGGGCAUGUCUUUAUCGUUUGAUCAUGUCUACUCAACACAACUGUUAUUUCCGCUUUCUAAACACUGUCCCAUCACCUUACAAUGACGUGAUUCCAGCAGGCAAGGCUUCUCCGAUGUUGCGAAUGGGACUGCCAAAUCGAAGCUACAUAUUCGAAACACCGAUGGGCAUGAGGGGGACAUAUGAUCUUUUAUGACUGAAGGUACUUAAAUCGAGUGUCGUUCUCAUUCAUUAUUUGUUCUGAAACACAGACAGAACCAAACAAGAUAGAACAAGUACUACCUAAUGAUUAUCAAAAACAAACACCAUUUCCAAAAAAAGUUCUUAAAGUUAAAGUCAAAACAACAUAAAAAACAUCGUCAUCUCCUACUCUCUCAUAUUCCUAUGCUGCGCAUCGCGCAAGGAUGACUCCGCGUACGGCCUUGGCGCAAACGAUGACGUUGGGUGCUAACCCUGCGUCGAAGCUGGAUCAUUUCACAGAGGCGACGAUGGUCCCCCAACGUGAUGUUGUCACCAUGAACCUCAGAGAUACACGUGGGACGCCUUAUUUUAGGGGUGCAUAGAACAAAGAAGAUGAUGACGCCGCAUUUUAGGGAUGCAUAGAAAGAUGGCCCUUCAGGAUACGAAGAAGAAACUUCAUGUUGAUCAUGAUGAGGGUGCCGAUUACUCCAACAAAGGUGGGAAGUCACACUUAAUAUUGCAGUUGAGGUGGAAAAUACAAGUCUACGAUCAUCAACAUCAUCAUGUACAGAAUAGAUACUUCUGAGCAAUAUCGUUCUUGGACACAUACUUCGUCGCUGCAUAGAGAACAACACUCAUUUUCAGAGCAACAGUAGACUCAUAUGACAUAUGUACCAAACCGCUUGUAGUUGGGGCCUCCUCGCUAGUCUUGUCUAAAAAGAUGAUCUUGUCUAAAAAGAUGAAAAGGAUGAAUAAGUGCUGUUUAUGAGGCCUUACGCAGGUUCCUCUUUACAGAAUGCUUGCGUGCGUGGAUGCCGUGCGUGUAAGUAAUAACAUGAGCAUGAACAUGAAUCAGAAAAAUCUUAGGCAGAUUGCCGGAUAGAUUCGCAUCAUCAAGAUGCUCUUUGCGAGCGCUUCUAUCACCGAGAGAAGCGGCCACCAUCUGCGGCACUAGAAAAUCAGGCACUGGCC
This is a messenger RNA of Amoebophrya sp. A25, 3036 nucleotides long. The record is from the annotation of a GenBank genome assembly. NCBI's taxonomy places the organism in Eukaryota, Dinophyceae, Syndiniales, Amoebophryaceae.